AUGAGAUAUUCAAAUGAUACUGAUUGUAAUUCUAAAAUUUUUCCACUUGCAGAAAAAGAACUUCAAAACAAAUUAAUUGAAUUUGUUCAACAAGCUCAACAAAAUGGAUUUGUUAAGAAAGGAGCAAAUGAAGCAACCAAAGCACUUAAUAGAGGAAAAGCAGAUAUUGUUAUUAUAGCUGCUGAUACUAAACCAAUUGAAAUUGUUUUACAUCUUCCAAUUCUUUGUGAAGAUAAAAAUGUUCCUUAUGUAUUUGUUGGAUCAAAAGCAGCUCUUGGAAGAGCAUGUGGUGUUUCAAGAGAUGUUAUUGCAGUUGCAAUUAUUAAUGAUAAAGGAAAAUCAGCACCAUCAGUUGAAACAAUGAAAGAUGAAAUUGAAAAGCUUUUAUUCUAA
This is a messenger RNA of Entamoeba histolytica HM-1:IMSS, 393 nucleotides long. RefSeq names its product 13 kDa ribonucleoprotein-associated protein, putative. The transcript has 2 exons. Gene Ontology annotation, molecular function: RNA binding. NCBI's taxonomy places the organism in Eukaryota, Evosea, Mastigamoebida, Endamoebidae. Gene Ontology annotation, biological process: mRNA splicing, via spliceosome; ribosome biogenesis; maturation of SSU-rRNA. Bases 1 to 393 code for a protein of 130 amino acids. The record is from RefSeq and is a predicted model, not a curated record. Gene Ontology annotation, cellular component: box C/D methylation guide snoRNP complex; nucleolus; small-subunit processome.